This is a messenger RNA of Caenorhabditis remanei, 1554 nucleotides long. RefSeq lists its product as uncharacterized. Bases 1 to 1554 code for a protein of 517 amino acids. Lineage: Eukaryota; Metazoa; Nematoda; Chromadorea; Rhabditida; Rhabditidae. Gene Ontology annotation, biological process: mitochondrial calcium ion homeostasis. The transcript has 7 exons. Gene Ontology annotation, molecular function: lipid binding; protein binding. The record is from RefSeq and is a predicted model, not a curated record. Gene Ontology annotation, cellular component: mitochondria-associated endoplasmic reticulum membrane contact site.
AUGUUGAUAGCAUUUCUAGUCGGGUUUCUAUGCGGUUGCGCACUUCUUCUGGGAAUUCUAUACAUCUUCAUCGUUGAUCCAUGGGCACCUCCUACAAAUCAACAGCAACCGCCCAUCGAACAGUUCCGUCCUGUCCAGAUCCCAGAAGAACUACGUGGAUUUUUGAAGUCAGGAGAGGACGGACAAGGGAUUUCCAGAUGGGAAUCAUGUAAUUCUAUCAGUCUUCUCCUUCAUAUGCUAUUCCAAGAACACAAAGAUACGAGAGCGUUGAGAAGAUGGGUGCACAAACGACUUCAAAUGGAGUUGAAUGACAUCACAACUCGCUCGGCGGCUGGGCGACUAAUUCAAGAAAUUCGUAUUCGAGAAUUGUCACUUGGCACGAAAUUCAUGACUAUCAAUUCGAUUCGAGUGGAGAAUGUCGAGAUGGCGGAGGACAAGAAUACUUUUGAGAAAAUCGUGUUCAUUCUCGACAUCGACUACUCGGGUGGCUUCGAAACCUCUAUCGAUGUGUCGACAAUUAUCACAAAGAAAGCGAGUUUAUCGGUGAAAAUCACGAAAUUGACUGGAAUGGUUCGAGUGAUUCUUUCGAGACAGCCAUAUCAUCACUGGACAUUUUCAUUCGUUACUCAGCCGGUUUUUGAGACUGAUAUCAACUCACAAAUUCAAGGCCACCAACUGAAGCGACUCAUCCCAAUAAUUAAAGAAGCGAUUCGUCGAUCAUUGCAGAGGAAACAUGUGUGGCCGAAUUACAAGAUCCGAUACCGGCCGUUCUUCCCGAAUCCAAUAUUCCAAGCGUCUCCACCAAUAAACAGUUUCACUCAUAUCAAAAUGGAAGGCGGCAUGGAAGUGACGGUUCUUCAAUGCUCUCGUCUCAAAAACGCACUUCUCGAAGACAAAACGAAGAACUAUGAGAUCUAUUGCACAGUUUCCAUCGAAUCCCGCCCAAUUGUCCAAAAUGAAGAACAAGGACACGUCGUCAAUGUACUCCUCACAUUCUCUCGUUAUGAUGUCGCCAGUCCGAUUGGGUUGGUUUUUGAUAAAAGUGUGCAGACGACGGGAGUCAAUGCAAAUCGAGCUGUCAAAGUUUGUACUGUAGAGGAUAACAGUUUGGCGGAUAAAGCGGCAUUUAAACCUGGAGAUGUGCUAGUUGCUAUCAAUAAUGUACCGAUUCGAUCCGAGAGGCAAGCGACGAGAUUCUUGCAAUCGACUACUGGAGAUUUGACGGUUUUAGUGGAGAGAAGUCUUGACGAUAUUGAUGAUGAAGAAUCGAAAGAAGCCGAAAUCAUUGUGAGCACUGUACGAGAUCUCGAUGGAGCAGUUCUCGGAGGAGAUGCCGAUACGACGAGUCUCAUGAGUACAGCAUCGGUGACGACGAGCGAGAAUCAGAGGGAUUCGAUGAGUGAGAAGACAGAAGUAACGUUGAGAGCAACGAAGAGUGAUGCCAGCGCCCUUGCCGCCAGACGACGUCAUAGUGUAUCCAAUUUCGAGUCAUCUGUAGUGGAUACCAACACCGAAUCGGUGGCUUCAUCGAUUUUUGGAUUAGGUAUGUUUUAG